AUGUUCGACAGGCAUCAGCUUGACUACACAGUGGUAGAGACUACCCCCACAGGCGAAUUCUCGCUGGGUAGCUAUCGGGUUUCCCUAAGAGAUCGCACCUGUGAUUAUGGAUACUUCCAGGCGCUGCACUACCCCUGUUGCCAUGCCAUCAUAUGUUAUGUGCAGUCACGACUAGAUUGGGCCAUUUACGUCGAUGAAGUCUACAACAUGUCUAAGGUAUUUAAGGACUAUCAGAUGUCCUUUUCACCUUGCAUUCCAGAGGGGCUUUGGCCCCCGUAUGAUGGUCCGACUGUCAUUCCCAAAUCGAGCAUGAGACGAGCAAGAGAGGGACAACCAUGGUCCACCCGCAUCUGCAACAACAUGGACGAAGCUGACACCAGUCAACCGAAGCGGUGUGACCUGUGCAGGCAGCCAGGUCACACACGAAGGGGUUUCCCUCAGCGAGGUUCUACCAUGUCAUGA
Messenger RNA from Arachis duranensis, 462 nucleotides. RefSeq lists its product as uncharacterized. Bases 1 to 462 code for a protein of 153 amino acids. The record is from RefSeq and is a predicted model, not a curated record. Lineage: Eukaryota; Viridiplantae; Streptophyta; Magnoliopsida; Fabales; Fabaceae. The transcript has a single exon.